This is a messenger RNA of Peronospora matthiolae, 1581 nucleotides long. NCBI's taxonomy places the organism in Eukaryota, Oomycota, Peronosporomycetes, Peronosporales, Peronosporaceae. The record is from the annotation of a GenBank genome assembly.
AUGGCGACUGUCGCAGACUCUUUCUUGGAAGACUUGGACGAGCUCAGUGGCGGCGGCGGCAGCAGCGACAGCGCUUCGGACCAGGAGGUUGAGGCAGAGGGUCGGGAUCAUGACGAGGACGAGGUCAUGGACGCAGCGGUUUCCCACAGCGACAGCAGCAAACGCGACCGUGAGGACGCAAUCGAGCAGACCAAGCCAGAAGCGAAGACUGAAGCCCUCUCCAAGUCGCUGCAUUCACGUGGCAAGAGUCGCAGUGUGGCUGCCGUCGCAUCGCUCAAGCGCUCCCACAAGUACUUGGCUCACGUGCAGCAGAUCCAGCAGUACGUGGACCUGGACGACGUUGCAGUAGCUGCUGCAAAGCUCCAGCGCCUGGAGGAAGGCAGUACCGAGUACGAUCUUGUCGUCACGUCCAAUGAUCUCAUGGUGCAGAUUGACGACGAUAUUGUGGCCGUGCACCGCUUCAUUGCGGAGAUUUAUGCAGCCAAGUUCCCGGAGCUCGACUCGCUCGUGCCGAAUGCACUCGACUAUGCGCGUGUUGUCAAAGCCGUUGGCAAUGAAAUGGAUCUGACGCUUGUGGACGAACUGCCCAAGCUGCUCCCGAGCUCAGUGGUGAUUGGGAUCUCCGUGACGGGCUCGGGAACGAGUGGCAAACCACUUGGUGUUGAAGAGCUGAAGAUCUGUAUGGAAGCUUGUGACGAACUGCUGUCGCUCGAGAAGGACAAGAAGAUGAUUCUGCGCUUUGUCGAGAGUCGCAUGAAGUAUUUGGCACCGAACGUGUCACAGCUAGUAGGCACUCGGAUUGCAGCGCAGCUCGUUGGACUGGCUGGUGGCGUCGCAGAGCUCGCCCGGAUCCCGUCGUGCAAUCUGCAAGUACUGGGACAGGAAAAGAAGGUGCUAAGUGGGUUUUCGUCGGCUGCGGCGCUGAAGCAUACAGGUGUCGUGUUUUUCACGGAUCUCGUGCAGAGCAUGCCUCCGUAUUUGCGAAUGAAGGCAUGUCGAGCUGUUGCGGGCAAGUUAGCGUUGAUGGCGCGUGUUGAUAGCCAACCACAUCAGCAUGACACGGAAGGCUUGGUGGGUGCGCGCUUUCGCACCGAGCUGGUCACGAAGAUGGAAAAGUGGCAAGAACCACAGAAGGCGAAGAUGAAAAAGGCAUUGCCGAUUCCAGACGAAAAGCCAAGCCGUAAGCGUGGUGGAAAGCGCUACCGUAAGAUGAAAGAGCGGCUGCAGAUGACCGAUGUACGGCGUGAGAUCAACCGGCAGUCAUUUGCUACGGCUGACGAGGAAUAUGGUGACAACGCCAUGGGCAUCACGUCCGGUCGGCUCGGUCAGGAAGGAUCGGGUAAGUUGCGUAUCUUGCGCAAAGAGCAGAAGCAGUCUAGCAAGAAGUUGCGUGCGGCAAGCUAUGCAGCAUCUUCUGUCAGCAGGCCACCGCUGUCUGGGCUGGCAUCGAGCCUUGCUUUCACACCGGUGCAAGGCAUUGAGCUCAUGAAUCCUGAAGCUGCGAAGGCUUGUGUCGCCGAAGCCAAUAAGAAAUACUUCUCUGCUGCUAGUGGAUUUUUCAGCGUUGUCAAGAAACCAUGA